AUGGCCUCUGCAAGGAAGGUCCCUGAGAAGCGGCAUCACCCGGUGGAAAGCAUUUGUAGAAAAAUCAGAGCCAUCCAAAGGAGAGAAGCAAUUUCAAAUCCGAUUCGACAGAUAAUCAAAUACCAGUCUAGCAGUUUUGAUAGUCCACAGACCAACAGCAAGAAAAAUUUUGAAGAGGUACUGAGGAAACUGACCACUGCUCACAUUCCUAUGCCGGACUCUCAUUUGUUAAGUUCUCAGAAAGCUGACACCUUCACUUCAUCUCCUCAAAUGAUAUCUUCAGGAACCCCAUCCAUUGCUCACCUCAGCCCCCCUGAGCCUGAGACAUACUCUGUUUUUCUCACAAGUUCUGAAAACAUCUCAAUGCUAAGGUCAGAGCGCAACAAGAAUUAUACAUCUUUGAUGUCACAGAUCAGAAAAGGGGAGUUCUCGAACAAGGAUUCGAAUAACUAUUGCAGUGGAAAUAAUUUUAGUACCAUAACACUUGACUUUGAUUCCAACUUUUGUCGAAGCUCUGAAUGUUUUGAUCCUCAGGAUUCAGUGGUAAAGAAAUUAUCUCUGAAUGGAGAUGGAUGGAAACAAGGAGCUGAUGAUGGCAAAGAUAUAACAGACAGCACUAACAGGGUCCGUGAGGAAGAAGUGCUCGCAAGUAUUUUUUAUGCAUGUGACACAAAACACAAAGGCUCAGUCAGAGUGGCCAAAAUAAUGGAUUACCUGAGACAAACACAUAGCCAGGAUUCUGAAGACAGUGGCCUUGAGGAGCUGUGGAAUGUGCUGGAUCCUGAGAAGAGAGACCCCCAUGUGGAUCUGGAAACUUUCCAGGCCCUCAUGAAAGAAUGGAUGGUUUACUGUAGAAACAAAUGGUUUAUCCUUGCAAAAAGGCAGAGUAGGAAUCGCUUACCCAACUUGGCGAAGCACUGGGAUAAGAUAAGCAACAUAGGAAAGGAGCCCCGGGACACUGUGAAACACACAGUUCAGACCCUCAACGGAGAGCUGUCUGAUUUGAUUACCUAUGUAGCAGAACUACAUUUCAACAAGCAGAAAUUGGAAGAGGAAAAUAAUAAGUUUAAGUUGGCAUUAGAAACUUUGGAGGAAACUAACAGCCAGUUGUCAGAGGACUGUGCUGCGUUACGCCUUCAGAUUAAAAGGGAAGGAAUGAAUAGUAGAUUGAGCAGCAGCAUCGGUGAUUCUGUUUUUGAACAACAGGACAGCAUUCAAUCAAGUGGAGCAAUUAAGAUGACCACAGGUAGGACAGAUUCUACAUCAGGAAGCUUCAAGGCUUUGGGUGGAGACAUGUCUAGAGGAGUCUUUGCCCACCAGGCUAUUAUGAGAACAAAUCUGUUAAAAGAAGAGCUGGAGGAACUGAAACUGAGUGUGAAUGCCUCAGAAGAGCAGAAGGCCGUGACUGUAGCCCAGAACAAACAGUUAGAGACAGAAAACCGGGCUCUAAUUCUUAAGAUUCGGAUUCUACAGGAAGAGAACAUUAAGAACAUCAUGGAUAUAGACAGAUUGGAAAAGACGAUUGAGGAAUUGUCUAAGACCGAGACAGAGCACCAAAAGGAUUUAAGUAUAGAAGAACUUAAGUCAACCAUCAUAGAAUGCAGAAGCGUUAUAGAGAAUUUACGAGGGGAUAAAAAUAAACUGGUUCAGGAAUUACAGCACUUGCAACAGGAACUCAUCAUAAAUGGGAUCCAGUUGAAUGUUAGUGGAGAGCGUAACAGUAUCAUCUCUGGAGAAAAAUCCUUACAUUAUGAACUCAUUCUUGCUCAGUCUGCAGAGGACAAAGAGACUGAAUGGCAGUGCAGUUUAAUCAGCUUGUCAUCUCUGGACAUGAUGAUGGACCAAGAAAUGCUGCUGUUACCAGGAGAAUCUGAACAAAGGGGAGUGGAAUUCACAGCUAUGCUUCAGAAGCUGCAUGAAGAAGUUUCUGAAGUUGAAACCCUCAAUGAGAGAUUCCUACGGUGGGUAAUUAACCCAGAAAUUACUAUGAAAGAAAAGUGGGAGAGACAGCUUACCGAAUUCAAACAUACUGUGGAAGAGAAGCUAAACCUUUGCAUAUUAACGCUGGACAGCUUGGAAAACCACAAAGAAUCUCUUGAUAAAGAGUUUGCCAAAUUAAUGGAGAUUUUGAAGAGAUUGAGCCUGGACUAUUUUUAUUUCAGAAAAGAAUUCCUUUCCAGUCGGAAACAACUAGAAGCCAUUAAACAACUGCAAGAAGAUGCUGUCAACCAGGAAGCCAUCCUCAGGAAGAGGCUCCAGGAAGCCAGCCAACGGCUGGCAGAUGCAGAGGAACAGGUUAAGGAUCGACAUCAGGCAGCCCACUCUGCCAGGGAAAAAGCUGCGUCUCUACUGCAGAAAUUAGAGGAAGCAAUUUCGGAACAAUGGAACCUGCAAACUAUAAAUACUGAGUUAUCGAAAGCUUGCCAGACCCUUGAGCAGAAGACAAGAAAACUGAAAACAACAGUUGAGUCGCUUCGAAAGAAGUUAAUCGAAGGGGGACUCCAUGGCUUGCUGUUUCAGAAGCAGUGUUGCCACAAACUAUACGGUGGUCAAGAAGCCAGAAUACAUCAGACGCCCCUGACCUUGAAACAUACGUGCUGGUAUACACCUCUGCUGGAUGCCUUAUCUCUGGAUAGUCUUACAGCGAUUCCAAGGCUGGAAGUGACACCCUUCUCAUGUGUAGCCAACCGAAUCCAUGCUUCGUGUGGAAAGCCCCAAUAUGAAGAAAUAAAGGAUGGUGCUUUGAAUGUGACAAGACAGCACAAGUGCCCAGGCCCCACAGGUGGCCCCCACCCAGGAACAGAUCUUUCAGGCUGUAUCAGGAUGAAUGAUGAACUAAGAAUGGAAGUUUUUGCUCCACUGAAGAACCCGGGCACAAGUCCAGCUCAUGAGAAUAUUGCAAGCCAGGACUCUAUGAAUAAGGAUAAAACCGUACUAACUAUGGAAGCCAAAGAGGAACCAAAGACAAUAGAAGAACAUAAAAAAGAAUGUGCUUCAGGAGACACUGCUGUUUCUCCUCUUCCUGUAACCACUGUGAAAUCAGUUAACUUUAGACAAAGUGACAACACUUCUGCUAAUGAGAAGGAGGUGGAGGCAGAAUUUCUCAGAUUAUCUUUGGGAUUUAAGUGUGACUGGUUUACGUUGGAGAAAAGAGUGAAACUUGAAGAGAGGUCCCGUGACUUGGCAGAAGACAAUUUGAAGAAAGAAAUCACUAACUGUUUAAAGCUAUUAGAGGAAAGCCGGGUUAGUAAAGCAGUUGAAGUGAUGAUUCAGCAUGUAGAAAACUUGAAGAGAAUGUAUGCCAAAGAGCAUGCUGAAUUAGAAGAACUGAAACAAGUUCUUUUGCAGAAUGAAAGGUCUUUCAAUCCUCUUGAAGAUGAAGCUUUGAUGAGCUUCUUCACAGGCCGAUUUUUCCAAAAGUCCGUGGAUGCUGCUCCCAUACAGGAAGGGGACACCUGGAUAUCUUUAGAACAUAUCCUGUGGCCAUUUACCAGACUCCAACACAAUGGGCCACCACCACCAUCUUCUCUUCGAAGAGUGACCAUUGCCUCUUUACCCAGAAAUAUUGGAAAUGUAGGAAUGGUGGCUGGGAUGGAAAAUAAUGACCAAUUCAGUAGGAGGUCAAGCAGUUGGCGUAUUUUGGGGUCAAAGCAGAGUGAACACCGUCCCUCAUUACAUCGAUUUAUUAGCACCUAUUCCUGGGCAGAUGCUGAAGAAGAAAAAUGUGAACUGAACUCUCAAAAUGGCAAGGUUCGAGAUCUUAAGUUAGAAAAGACCGUCGAAUUUGCCAAUUAUGACACAAUAGCUUCCUGGGCAACACAUCUCAAGACUUCCAUCAGAAAGGCUAAUAAGGCACUCUGGCUUUCUCUUGCACUCAUUGUACUGUUUGCAGCUUUGAUGAGCUUCUUCACAGGCCGAUUUUUCCAAAAGUCCGUGGAUGCUGCUCCCAUACAGGAAGGGGACACCUGGAUAUCUUUAGAACAUAUCCUGUGGCCAUUUACCAGACUCCAACACAAUGGGCCACCACCAGUGUGA
This is a messenger RNA of Propithecus coquereli (Coquerel's sifaka), 4035 nucleotides long. RefSeq names its product lymphoid-restricted membrane protein-like. The coding region runs from base 1 to 4035 and encodes 1344 amino acids. Gene Ontology annotation, cellular component: endoplasmic reticulum membrane. The record is from RefSeq and is a predicted model, not a curated record. The transcript is spliced from 35 exons. Lineage: Eukaryota; Metazoa; Chordata; Mammalia; Primates; Indriidae.